CCUUGACCAUGUGCUUGGCCUAUAAAAAGGCAAAUAUAGUCAGAGGUCGGAGAGAAUGACAUUAUAAGUAACAAACAAAUCCAAGAGUUUUUCAGUAAAUUGGCCAAAGACAUGAAGUCUCUCUUACCUUUCCUCUGUAUUCUCCUCUCUCUUCUAUUGUUUACCAACCUGAGCUUUGCAAGAAAAGACAUAGGAGACUACUGGAAAAGCAUCAUGAAAGAGCAACCCAUGCCAGAGGCAAUCAGAGAUCUUUUCCAUCAAGAAGAUGUGCCAUCUCUCCCCGGUUCAAGGAAAAUGGAUCGUUUCGCUAGGGAUUUCGACAUUAGGCCAAACCUUAUAAUUUACCACGCCCAUCCGAAGCCUGUAGAAGGGAAAACUGAAACAGAGGAUGAAGAAGAAUUCAAAGUUAUUAAGCAAAUCAACCGUGGCUGAAUCAAUAUCACAGACACCAUAUCUACAUAUAUUUAAUAUGUGUCUCUAUUAUUAGACAUAGUGUGAAGCAAAGCAUCUUGAUUUGGUCAAUUAUGCAACUAUAUAGUAUUUUAAUGGUUAAUGUGUAUAAUAAGUUGUGGUUGGACUUUUAUCAGGUUUUCGUCCCACUUUAUUUUUGUUCUUCUUUCUUAAUCUGUUUGGAGUAGGCAUAAUUAAAGUAGAAAGCUUUACUUUCGGUUGUUGUCUAUUUAUUUAUGUAAUGUAUAUUUAAGAUUUUAUAUAUAAGAGUAAUAUCUAAUUAGUUUCUUAUAGUUUAA
Messenger RNA from Ziziphus jujuba (common jujube), 749 nucleotides. RefSeq names its product organ-specific protein P4. Bases 112 to 432 code for a protein of 106 amino acids. The record is from RefSeq and is a predicted model, not a curated record. The transcript is spliced from 2 exons. Lineage: Eukaryota; Viridiplantae; Streptophyta; Magnoliopsida; Rosales; Rhamnaceae.